AUGUCCCCCAAAUCCCAACCCCAAGAGGAUGAUUAUUUCAACCUAGGCACCUACACCCGCCCGAUAAGCACCAAAAAUCCGCAAGCCCAAACCUGGUUCACGCGCGGCCUGAUCUGGACAUACGCAUUCAACCACGAAGAAGCAGCAUCCUGCUUCCAGAAAGCCGCAGACCAUGACCCGUCCUGCGCAAUGGCAUACUGGGGUCUGGCAUACACUCUAGGCCCAAACUACAACAAGCCGUGGCAGUUCUUCGAUGAAGGCGAGCUACAGGCUACCGUGAAACGCACGCACCAGGCUGCGAGCGACGCCAGACACCACGCCGCAGAAAAUGCCGAAUCUGAAUCUGAAUCUGUCGAAGCAGCUCUCAUUGGCGCCGUCCAGUCCCGAUACCCAGACGAAAAACCGGCUUCAGAUUGCAGCACCUGGAACCAGGCAUACGCAGAAGCAAUGGGCCCAGUCUACGCCCGAUUCCCAGACGACCUCGACGUCGCAGUCCUAUACGCAGAUUCGCUCAUGAACCUCACGCCCUGGGAACUCUGGGAUCUACGAACGGGCCAGCCGGCGCCAGGUGCCCGCACACUCGAAAUCAAAGACGUGCUUGACAAUGCCUUGAAACUCCCCGGUGGUUUGAAGCAUCCAGGUCUCCUGCACUUGUAUAUCCAUCUCAUGGAGAUGUCAGGCGCGCCGGAGAAGGCGCUUACAGUUGCAGACCAUCUACGAGGUCUUGUUCCCGACGCGGGACAUCUCAACCACAUGCCCACGCAUCUGGACAUUCUAUGCGGGGAGUACAGAGCGGCGAUAGCAUCGAACAGCGAGGCGAUUGAGUCGGAUAAGCGGUUUGUGGAGAGAGCCGGGCCCGUGAAUUUCUACACGCUGUACCGCGCGCAUAACUACCAUUUCCGGAUCUACGCGGCGAUGUUUGCGGGACGGGCUGGGGUUGCGUUGGAUACGGCGAGGGAACUGGAGGGCCAGAUUCCGGAGCAGCUGUUGAGGGUGCAGUCGCCGCCGAUGGCGGAUUGGCUAGAGGGGUUUCUGGCCAUGAGGGUUCAUGUGUUGAUUCGGUUUGGGAGGUGGGAGGGGUUGCUGGGGUUGGAGGUUCCUGGGGACCAGGCGUUGUAUUGUGUUUCUACGGCCAUGGUGCAUUACGGGCGGGGGGUAGCGUUUGCGGCGCUGGGGAGGGUGGAUGAGGCGAGUGACGAGAGGGAGAUGUUCAGGGAGAGUGUGAAGAGGGUGCCGCGGAGUAGGAUGCUGUUUAACAAUACCUGUGUGGAUAUCCUGGGGAUUGCGGGGGCGAUGUUGGAUGGGGAACUGGAGUAUCGGCGGGGCAAUAUUGAAGACGCCUUUGGGCAUCUGAGACGGUCGAUUGAACUGGACGACGGGCUUCCGUAUGAUGAGCCGUGGGGGUGGAUGCAGCCGACCCGGCAUGCGUAUGGAGCGCUGUUGCUGGAACAGGGCAGAGUCGACGAAGCAGCGGCCGUAUACAGCGCCGAUCUGGGGAUGGACGACACGCUGCCGAGGGCGCUGCAGCAUCCGAACAACGUCUGGUCGCUGCACGGGUACCACGAGUGCCUGGUGAAGCUGGGACGGAGCGCCGAGGCGAGGAUCGUGAAGCAGCAGCUGAAGUUUGUGGCCGCGACGGCGGACAUACGCAUCGAGUCGUCGUGUUACUGUCGGACUCAGUACAGUUAA
Messenger RNA from Aspergillus puulaauensis, 1689 nucleotides. RefSeq names its product TPR domain protein. The record is from RefSeq and is a predicted model, not a curated record. The transcript has a single exon. Lineage: Eukaryota; Fungi; Ascomycota; Eurotiomycetes; Eurotiales; Aspergillaceae. Gene Ontology annotation, cellular component: intracellular anatomical structure. Gene Ontology annotation, molecular function: protein binding. Bases 1 to 1689 code for a protein of 562 amino acids.